CUGUUGAAACUCUCGAAGCAGAACUUGUGAAUGUCAAGGCGGCACACGAGGUAAAAGUUGCUGAGCUUGAGAACAAUCACAAGGAGGAAUUGAAGAAACUGGAAGAAAGAUACAAAGGAGAAAUUGUCAAGGUUCAGUCUGCUGCAACAGAAACUGCUGCUGCACGCGAAGCCAAGCUCGCCAAACAGGUUGCCACUGCUGAAAGGGCAUAUCAGGAAGCGGCAGAGACUAUCGCUGCAAUGGAAACUGCUAAGAUGACUGCGAUGGAGGAGCUGAAGGUUACGCAUGCAGCUGCACUUGAGGCUGCAAAGCAAUCUUAUGCAUCUGCAAUUCAGGCUGCAGAGGCCGAGAAGAUAUCAGCUGUGAAAGCAGCAACGGAUAGUGCGUCAAGGAUUGCUGAGGAUAUUCAUCAAAAACAUGCUGCUGCUCUAGUUGAGGUUGAAGAAAGAGUCACAAGGAUGGCGGCGAAAAGUGCUGAUUUAAAAUUGGUCGCUGCAUCAGAAGCUGCCGAGAUGGACAAGGUGGCUGCUCUCCAGGCUUUGGAGAUUUCUCAUGAGAAGGCUAUGCGUGCGCUUCAGGCGGACCUGGUUGAUCGCCUUCACAAAGAAAAAGCCAUUGCACUAGCCAAUGCUGAGAAUGAAAAGAUCGCUGCUGUUGCCGCAGCCUCGGAAUCUAACACAAGAGACGCUGUGUUGAAGCUCAAGGAAGCGCAUGCUGAAGAAAUUCGAGAGUUGGAGAUGACGCACGCCGAAGUGUUGGCAAAGGCAGCAGAGGAGCAAACAAGGGCUGCCAGCAUCAGACUGAAAGAGGCUAUCACAGAGGCUGAGUUGCGUGCUAAUACUAUACUUACGAAGCAGAGAGAGACACUUGAAUCUGCAGCAAAGGCUGGUAUGAGAGCACAGGAGAAAAUGCUAGCCUCUGCAGAGGAAAAGCUCACCUGCCUGAAAGCAGAACUGACUGCUGCUAAAGAAGCUGGAAAUGAUGCCGAGGCACGUGCAGCUAAAUGUGAGGCUGCAGCAAAAGCAGCAGUGAUUGCCGCUAAAGCAGAAUUAGAUUUAUUGCGUGAAGAGAGCUCCAAAGCUCACGCUGCGGAGCUUGACGCGCUGCGCGCUUCUCUCGAGGAGGAGGCAAAACUGGGACAUCGCUCCGCCGCAAGUUCGGAUGGCAAGGUGCUGGAGCUUCAGUCCAUCAUCGCUCGCCUGUCAGGUGAACUUGCUGCGGCAAAGAACUCUGCCGAUGUUGCAGAGCCACCAAAAACAGCAUCAAAACGUGGACGAAGCAAGCGCGCCGCGACUCCUGAGCCUGAACCCAACGAUGUGAAGUAUGAGAAAUCAGUCACAAGGAGUGUAUCCAAGAGUCGGAAGCCCCUCAGUUCAGUUUCCGCUAAUGUUGAUGUGGGUGAGGACAACGCGUCUGACGAGUUGGUACCAACAAAGCGUGCAAGAGGCACACCCAAGACAACAAUGCGAGCAAGCUGACGUAAGGGUUAGUAAACAAGCUAUAGAGUGCUACU
Messenger RNA from Micromonas commoda, 1513 nucleotides. RefSeq lists its product with no specific name. Lineage: Eukaryota; Viridiplantae; Chlorophyta; Mamiellophyceae; Mamiellales; Mamiellaceae. The coding region runs from base 513 to 1478 and encodes 321 amino acids. The record is from RefSeq and is a predicted model, not a curated record. The transcript has a single exon.